This is a messenger RNA of Capsella rubella, 1052 nucleotides long. Its product is annotated as protein SYS1 homolog. The record is from RefSeq and is a predicted model, not a curated record. The transcript is spliced from 4 exons. Lineage: Eukaryota; Viridiplantae; Streptophyta; Magnoliopsida; Brassicales; Brassicaceae. Gene Ontology annotation, cellular component: Golgi membrane; trans-Golgi network. Gene Ontology annotation, biological process: Golgi to plasma membrane protein transport; protein localization to Golgi apparatus; Golgi to endosome transport. The coding region runs from base 205 to 663 and encodes 152 amino acids.
CGAAGAGCGCUACCAGACAUUCUCUCUCUCUAUCUCUCUAUCUCUCUCUCAAGUUCCAGGAGCUUGGCUGUAUCGUGGGUACAUCUGGGGGUUGAGAAUUAUCAUCGAUCUGUGCCGAUUCAGCGGAUCCGGUUUGAUCUUCUUCGUACGUCCCGAAUCUAGAAUUCUUCUCGUCCUUGUGUGAUCGAUCUUCAAUAGAGAGCCAUGUUCUAUGGCACAGCUGUAUGGGACCCUUGGCUUAUAGUUGGGCAGAUUAUAUGCCUCCAGUGCUCCUACUACCUCACCCUAGGACUCUUCACUAUGGUCUUUCUUGGCCUUCGUGUUCCUCGCCUUAGUCUUGUCUACUUCUUCGAUUACGCCACGCUCACUACUUGUACCCUCACUGGUUGGUCUGUAAUGGCCUCGUUCCUCUUCUCUUCACUCGCUGGGGCUGUGUACAUGAUUUUUCUGGUGGAACGGGCACGCAAAUGCUUAGAUUUCUCUGCAACUCUCUACAUCAUACAUCUCCUCUUUUGCAUCAUGUACGGAGGAUGGCCUUCCUCUAUGGCAUGGUGGGUCGUUAAUGGUACGGGACUCGCUCUUAUGGCUUUGCUAGCUGAGUACUUGUGCAUCAAACGCGAACAGCAAGAGAUUCCUAUGGAUCGAUUUCGCUCAAGGGUUUGAAUUUCAUGAUUGGUGUAUGAAACGAGCGAUGAAGAUUCUUGUGGGUUAUCAGGGCAGGGCGGAUCAUUGAGCCUAGUCUUCUAAACAAAAUUUGGAUGUACAGACAGAAUUAGAAUUGGCAGGCCAAGUUCAGCCAGCCAAGUAACCAUGCUGCACGUUGGUGGAAGGGAGUUGCAGUUUUUUAGUGACUUCAAAAUUUAAGACAUUGCAAAAAUACGUUUCAAUUUGUAUGAAAAAGAAUCACUAGACUCGAAUAGCUUCCUGCCGCUAGUGCUUUCAUGUUGCAUCCUGAGUGUCCCAUCCGAGUCCAACUUAUAUAUCUGCCUCAUUUUGAUAGCUUUGUAAUCAGUUUGUUUUUCAUUCGUAGUAGUCUUUUUUUUCUUCUUUUA